AUGACUUAUACGCUGCAAUUACACCAAAUUCAUCAAGAAGAAUUCACCAAGUCCAUCACUCACCCGCUAACUAAUGAGCUCUGUGCUGGUACCUUGUCAGAUACCGCUCUUUAUGUCUAUCUUAAGCAAGAUCUCAAAUUUUUCUUAGAAGGACUUCGAGUUUUCGGUAAGGCAAUUGCUUUAUGUGACAACGAGGUUGCUAUAUUGACGCUUGGGAAACAAAUCGGGUUCAUUUGUAACGAUGAAAACGACUAUUUUCGAAAAGCCAUCUCUGAAAUCGAAUCACAUAAUUUGCAGCAAUUGAAAAAGGAAUGUCCAAGUAUGCUAGGAGAAGCACCAGCGCUCCCUGAGGUUCAGAAGUAUAUUAACUUGCUCGAAGAUAUCAGCAACAACUGCAAAUCUUAUGCUGAAGUGAUAACUUUUUUGUACAUCAUGGAGAAGGUGUAUCUUGGUUGGGCCGAGCACAACUAUGAAACUGAAAUUAUUAAAGAUUCUCUUCCCUACAAGUACAUGGAAUGGAUCAAAUUGCAUAGUGGAAACGAUUUUUCAGCAUGGGUAAAGUUUUUGGAAGAUGAAGUGAAUCGAGUCACCACCACUGACGAAAACCAAAGACUCAGUGAGGCGGUUUUCGUGAAAGCAAUUGAUUUGGAAAUUGCCUUCUUCGAUGCAUGCCACAGGUAUAGAGAAUAG
Molecule: messenger RNA, 690 nt
Organism: Meyerozyma guilliermondii ATCC 6260
Lineage: Eukaryota; Fungi; Ascomycota; Pichiomycetes; Serinales; Debaryomycetaceae
Exons: 1
Coding region: 1-690 (229 amino acids)
Cellular component (GO): cytosol
Source: RefSeq, a predicted model, not a curated record